Molecule: messenger RNA, 687 nt
Organism: Colletotrichum truncatum
Lineage: Eukaryota; Fungi; Ascomycota; Sordariomycetes; Glomerellales; Glomerellaceae
Source: RefSeq, a predicted model, not a curated record
AUGUCUACCGACAACUCCAAUAACGCUACCAACACCAACAACCAGAACGAAAUGCAUCGCCAACGUCGCGGCUCCGUCACUCAGCAGGCCAUCGCCGGUCUCUUCAGAAGCAACUCUACCUCCACCGGUACGGCUUUCCCCACAGGCACCAGUGAUGCCCAAAGACGGCGUCUCUCAGUCUCCACCGGCCUUGGUCUGACAGGCACUUCCCCUACUGGCUCCAACGCUUUCAACUCGCUGAGGCGGGGAAGCCUGUCAACCAACUCCAACGACUCGAUUGAUGAGAAUGCUGUCGAUGAGGAGGAAAUCCCUCCCAACGCCCGAACCGCACCCGCCACCCCCUUCACACGCAGAAUGAGCUUCGGAGCCCAGGCGAUGCGCACCCUGCGCAAUGGUGGUGGAAGUCCGGGAUCAAACGACCAAGGUUUCAAUUGGUCCGAGCAGCUUAGGUCCCGUGCCGAGAGCUCUGUCCAGGGCUCACGGUCUUCAUUCUCGUUUGGCUCUGGCCUCUCAUCCUCGCCUCCUCGUGGCAUGAGCAACGGUGCCGUACACGACCGUACUAAGUCCGUCUCCGACAUGCCUGCCCCGCCCGCCCAAGCUGCUGCCAUGAAGCCCAAGGCUCCUGAGCGACCAAAGCCAGAUGCUUUCCAGGAACGUAUCCUGAAGGGUGACUUUUACAUGGACUGA